Messenger RNA from Symbiodinium sp. CCMP2456, 483 nucleotides. Lineage: Eukaryota; Dinophyceae; Suessiales; Symbiodiniaceae. The record is from the annotation of a GenBank genome assembly.
AUGCGAGCCAUGCAGCGCAGCAUUCUUGUUUUGAUGUCUUGGGUUCAGGGUGGCAUCGCCCUUCGCAACAGUGGCAUGACGAACGCCUCCGCCGACAGCCUGCCCUGUGCCUUGGGCUUUGGACGCUGCUGUGAGAGCAAGUGCAAUGGCGAGCACAUGUACCACGGGAAAUCCGACAUCAAGGUCACUUACUCCGAUUGCACAGUCUCGGAGAACUGGGAAUUCCAGAUGGUGUCGCCAGAGAAGGUCAGGCUGGUGAACCGAAAAGUGCCAGUGGAAAACGAGUUUGCCCCCGGCUUUGACAUGCCCUCGACGGCGAAGUACUUUUGCAAAGAGCGGUGCAUCAUCAGUACCCCGAAGACAAAGAGGGAAAUUUCAAAAGAUCAGGAUCAGAAAAAAAGUGUAUUGCGUGCCGGUGGCGAGAAGAACGAUUCCCCAGUCUGUGCUUUCGACAAAUUCUAUACACCAUUCUUGAUUGACUGA